AUGCUCAGCUUAGUUGUCCCCCCGCGGAAACACUGCUGCAGCGGAUUCACGAAAUCGUUUUUGCUCGGCCAGGCAAAUUUGAAGCGCUCCACAUUUGCCUGCAAAAGUGGCAAACGUUUUUUUUUCUUGAGAAGGGGCUUCACAGAGCUUCGUGCACAUAAAAGAGGAGUCCCCAUUUGGGAUGCUAAAAGCGCCUCCUACGCGUCGACUGCAGGGGGCAUUAACGAGGGGGCCACUUUCAGCGGGGGGUCGCAGGGUAAACGCAGACUACGCGGAAACCCGUCCAAAGCAUCCCCAGGAAAGCCGCAACAGGAGGAUGCAGAACCCUUGCUUUGCAAAGACGGGGGCGAAGGCGGAACCAGCAUAGAAGAGGCGGAAGAAAUUGACAGAGACGCAAAGAGGAGCCUUCUGGAAGUGUUCAAAUACAAGCAGUUCACAGAUGUGCAAAAAAUAAUAUACGAAAAUGUUAUGAGAGAAAAAAAAACAAAUGACCUACUCGUUCAGGCAAAAACGGGCACAGGGAAAACCAUCUCCUACCUACUUCUAGCAAUAAAUGACAUCGAAAGGAACAGAAUUAUGAGUGUGCAUACACUUAUAAUAGUGCCCACGAGAGAAUUGGCAAAUCAAAUUUAUAACGAAGCAAAGUUGCUGCUAACCUUUAAAAAUAAUAUCAACGUGUUAACCCUAAUAGGAGGAAUAAAAAGAAGAGAAGACCAAAUAAAUUUGAGGAGAAUUAAACCCGACAUAGUUAUCUGCACAGUAGGGAGGCUGCUAGACCACUUUGAAUGUACCUACUUAUUUAACACCCUGUUCGACAAUUUGAAGAUGCUUAUCAUUGAUGAGGCAGACCAGCUGCUAAGUUUGGGCUACGAAAAUGACAUCAACAGAAUUCUAACCUACUUGCCCAAGAACAGGCGCAACUUCCUCUUCUCAGCAACGUUAAGUCAUAACAUAGAGGAGAUCAGGCAGAAAAUGUGCAAGCCGGAUUAUAUAUUCCUAAACUGCGUGAAGGACCCCUCAAAGCACACGAACGAACAGCUAAAGCAGUACGUCAUCUUUCACAAAGCAGUUGACACGACUGUUAUUCUUUAUAAUUUGCUGAUGGAGCAUAUGAGAUUAAAUCAGUUCACCUACAAAAUAUUAGUGUUCUUCCCAACCGCUAGAGCUACAUGCUUUUAUGCAAAUUUUUUUAAAACUCAGCUAAAAAUUUCGACUUACGAAAUUCACAGAAAAAAAGAACCCGCGCAAAGACAAAUAACAGCUAACCGAUUUGCUGUAGAAUCGGUUGGAAUAUUAUUCACCUCAGACAUAAGCUCUAGAGGAAUUAACUACCCAGAUGUAACCCUAAUCAUUCAAGUAAAUUGUGCCAUUUCGAGGGAGCAAUAUAUACAUCGCGUUGGUAGAACCGCCAGAAGCAACAAAAAAGGAACGGGCAUUAUACUACUCAAUGAAGCAGAUGAAUUGUUCUAUCAACAAAUAAAAGAUCUAAACAUUGAGGUGUUAAAUGCAAGUGAUUAUUUAUUAAAAAAUGUUAACGUCUCGAAUUAUCUGAGCAGUUGGAUGUCCAACACGCAGCUCCUUUACUUGGCUUAUGCGUAUUAUUCUUCUCUCCUCCGAUUUUACAAAACGAAAUUUGCUACUCUUAAGCUAUCGGAUGAUGAAAUUAUUGACGUUGUUAAUAAUGCCUUGCUUUCCACCGGGCUGGUUGAGCAACCCCACAUUUCGAGCAAGCUGGCCAUAACGUUAAAUAUGCAGAAUAACGCCAGGCUCAAAAUUAGGAAAGACAUCGACGAUUUGCUGCUGUAG
Molecule: messenger RNA, 1806 nt
Organism: Plasmodium vivax (malaria parasite P. vivax)
Lineage: Eukaryota; Apicomplexa; Aconoidasida; Haemosporida; Plasmodiidae
Product: RNA helicase, putative
Exons: 2
Coding region: 1-1806 (601 amino acids)
Cellular component (GO): mitochondrion
Molecular function (GO): ATP binding; nucleic acid binding
Source: RefSeq, a predicted model, not a curated record